This is a messenger RNA of Megachile rotundata (alfalfa leafcutting bee), 1262 nucleotides long. RefSeq lists its product as uncharacterized. The record is from RefSeq and is a predicted model, not a curated record. Lineage: Eukaryota; Metazoa; Arthropoda; Insecta; Hymenoptera; Megachilidae.
AAUUUGCUUCUAAAAAGUUGAAGAAAACUGUAAGUUAUGGAAGAAAAUGUGAUGAAUACGUAAAUCGGACGAUUGGCGCUGUUAACAGCAUUUGUGGCGGUCUUUUUAAAAGAUCGUUUCUAUUUGUACUUGUGGACAAAUGAUUAAUGUUGGCAACCGUGGAGAUUUUAGUGAUUUCUAUUGGCAUAACCAAACAGUGAGAACAGUGUGUUGUUAUUCAAAUCAAACGGAAAAUUGUUACACGCUAAACAAAGAAAUAAUUUUUCAAAGAUCUAUAUUAAAUUAUUUUAUUAUUACAUAUCGAAUAAGUAUUUAAUAGUUUAAGACCGUCUUUUUAUCAAAGGAUUAUUAAAAUGGCUGGUAUAUUCAAUUUAUUUGGAGAAUCAAAUCUCAAUAAAGGCCAAGUUGUGAAACCUUUGGUAAGAUCUAAAACAACCAUUGGAGCAAGUGAAACUCCUGUAAAAACUGUUCUUUCAUCAAAGCAAAAAGGAUUAUCCAUUAGAACCAAUUCAAAUUCAAAUAUAUCAACUGUUGGACACUUAACUAACUUAAACCAAGAUGUACCUAAUAAGCCACAAGAGUAUUUGAAACCAAAACUUACUCAAUUAGACAUUGGUGGUCGUCCAAUAUCACCUGGGAAAGAUUUAAAAGCAGAUGAAUAUUCAACCAAAUCUCUGAAAAAAGUACCUGACAAAAAAAAUACACAAAAGCUUUCAGAUAAAACUAUUUUUUUAAAGCCAGCUUUACCAAAAAACUAUACAAAGAAAAGAUAUCCUGAACCUGAAAGUUUAGCACCAUAUUGUGAUAUGCAAUUUGAGUUUGAUGAUAUUUAUUCCAAAACCAUAGAAAAUGAAUUUAAGGAACUGCUUCUGAAGAAGAGGGAUGAGGUGUUGCCAUAUAAUGACAGUUUUGAAACAGAUCCAGAAGAAAUUGAAUAUGAAAUGCCAACAUUAUAUGUAUCACCUAUAUCAUUCGAUACAGAAUGGAGACAAUUCAAGAUUCCUAGUUUACCAGAAAUAUCUGAUAAUGAGGACUAUUUUUAAUAUUUAUUCUACAGUAAUUACUUUAUGAAAUAUUAUUUUUUUAAUUUAUUUAGUAAUAAUAAUUUCUGAAUAAUAUAAUCAGAAAUAUCUUGUUAAGUGGAUUUGUUUAUUAUAAAAUAUUAUAAUCAUAAAUUAAAAGGAAAGUAGCUAAUAAUUUAAUAGUAUUAUUUUCAUGUAUCAUGCUUUUGUAAGAUGUAAAUAAACAAUUUUUUAUAGCAA